AUGUGUAUGAGCGCAAAAAUAAUCAGGGUGCCAACUAAUAACAUCCAGCAUAAUUGGCAAUCAAAUGGUCGUAAUUUUACGGGAAAAGUAGUUUUGGUGACCGGAAGUAGCUCUGGCAUCGGAGAGAUCACCACAAAAGAGUUCUCCAGAUUAGGGGCCAGUGUUGUGGUCACCGGUAGGAAUGCCACAGAUAUUAGUCGCGUGGCUAAAGAGGCUCAACAAUUAUCUCCAUAUAAACUAAAGCCAUUAGAAAUUGUGGCCGAUUUGGCAAAACCUGAUGACGUGAACCGAUUGGUCAACGAAACCAUUGAAACGUUUGGAAAGUUAGAUGUAUUGGUGAACAACGCGGCCAUUGGUCUCCUGGCGACCAUUGAUGACAAGAAUCUGACCGAUGUUUUCGAUGCUGUUAUGGCGGUCAACCUGAGGGCCCCCUUACAGCUCAUACAACUGGUCCACCCCUACCUAAACACCACCAAUGGCUCCAUUAUUAACAUGGGUGGUAUACGUGACUCUAGUAUUGACAUAAGAGCCGUACCGAUAGGUGUGGCCAAAGUAGGCAUCGAUUACUCGGUCAAAGUGCUAGCCGUGGCGUUGGGACCAAGGAUUAGGAUCAAUGCCGUUGAGUAG
Molecule: messenger RNA, 627 nt
Organism: Oppiella nova
Lineage: Eukaryota; Metazoa; Arthropoda; Arachnida; Sarcoptiformes; Oppiidae
Source: the annotation of a GenBank genome assembly